ACGCAAAAGCUCAUCUCUCUCUCUCUCUCUCUCUGGGAGAAACGGAGAGGCGAAAAGAUUCUCCAAUGGCGUCGACGAAACGGGAGCCACCGCCAGGCGACUCGGACGAGCGUGAAGCGAAGAAAGCGAAGGCAUCGGUGUCGGACUCUUCGGAGCCUGCGAAAAUCCGGCAGCGAGUCGUUCUCAACCCGGCCGAUUGCGAUUUAGAUUUCAACAUUGAAGGUAAUGGAUUGCAUGGUUCUGCACUUCAUGACCAGGGAUUUGCCUAUUGCUGGUCUGGAUCUCGUGCUAAUGUGGGCAUAACUGGGGGCAAGUAUUGUUUUGGUUGCAGAAUUAUUUCAGCCCAACCAGUUGAUAUGGCUGACACACCCCCUGAACAGCAGCAUGUAUGUCGCCUUGGCAUCUCAAGAGGGGAUGAUAGUGUUGGAAACCUUGGGGAAACUGAGCACAGCUUUGGUUUUGGUGGCACUGGAAAGUUUUCUACUGCAGGAAAGUUCUCUAAUUAUGGUGAAAAGUUUGGGGUAGGUGAUACAAUUGUCUGUGCUGUUAAUCUAGAACACAAACCUUUGGCUUCAAUCAGUUUCUUUAAGAACGGGAAAUGUUUGGGUACUGCAAAGCAUUUUAGUGCUGGUCUAGAUGGUCUUGGAGUGGUAGAUUGCCCAAUUAGAAAGCUACAGUGGGAGUCAGCACUCUUUCCACAUGUUCUAUUGAAAAAUGUUGUAGUUGAGGUGCAGUUUAGUGUUGAAGAUGGUCUUAUUCCUGAGGAAGGCUACAAACCAUGGGCUUCUGCUUUAGAGGAUGGAAAUGCAAUAAUGGGACCCACCUUUUCAGACCCAAGGGACUGUGAACUGAUGAUGAUGGUUGGUUUACCUGCUUCUGGGAAGACUACUUGGGCAGAGAAAUGGGUGAAAGAGCAUCCUGAAAAGCGAUAUGUUUUGCUUGGAACAAACCUAGCUCUAGACCUAAUGAAGGUGCCUGGACUGCUACGCAAGCAUAACUAUGGUGAAAGAUUUGACCGCCUGAUGGAUCGUGCAACAGGGAUAUUUAAUACUCUGUUAUCCAGGGCUUCCAAGACACCUCGUAAUUACAUCAUUGACCAAACAAAUGUCUACAAGAGUGCUCGUAAACGUAAACUGAAGCCUUUUGCAAGUUAUCGGAAGGUUGCCGUUGUGGUUUUCCCAAGACCAGAAGAGCUCAAGUCUCGUGCUGAUGGUAGAUUCAAAAGUAUGGGAAAAGAGGUUCCAGCUGAAGCAUUGAAUGAAAUGUUAGCCAAUUAUGUUUUGCCAAUAAGUAAGGACAUGCCUGGUGCAGAUGAGUAUUUUGAUCAGGUCAUUUUUACCGAACUUAACAGAAAUGAGUCUCAGAGAUGUUUAGAUGAGAUGAAGCAUGCCCUGCCAUUAGGAGGAAAUACACCAACAAAGAGUGUUUCACCUUAUUCUCAUGAUAGUUCCUCACAGUCAUAUUACAGCUCUCCACUGCAAAUGCAUGAAACUCUGUCAGCAAGCACAGGAGACGGGCGACAUUCUUAUUCAACUCAGGCUCAGUUGAAUUAUGAUUACCAAAGGGCUGAUCUGAUAAACUCAGCACAUUUUGGGGGUAGGGUACCUGGAAGAAUGGAUUCAUUUUCUCUAGAUUGGCAAGGAGGUCAGACUGCGCGUGUACCUUAUGGCAGUUAUGAUCGCAUGCAGAGUACUGGAGUUGUUGCUAACUCUUAUAGCACUUAUGGAAGGAGUGGUUCCUAUAGUCAUCCAAAUCUUGAAAACAGGAACUUCAUUCCUGGUGGUGCCACUGGUCAUUAUCAGAGUGGCACUGUUGAACCCUAUAUGAGGUCUUCUUACAGCACUCAUGGUGAACAAACUGGUUUCUUGGGGCCAAGAGGUUCCCAAGCCACUUCAGGAUACUUACCAUUACUGCCCAGUUCGCCAGCCACAUAUGGUUCACCACAUGAAACCCCGAGGCCUCCAUAUGGAAGCCCUUCUGGUGAUAUGCGGCCUGCUCGAGGAUUUGGCCCGCGUCAUCCUGGGUACUACUGACUGUAGACUCAUGCAUGAGUUAAAUUAAGAAUUCAGAGUUCAGGAAUGGCGAGGAUAUGAAGAAGGGUGUUGUGGAGUCGUGUAGAGAUAAUAGCGAGGAGCAGCCCCCAACCCCCCGACCAAAACCCCCCAAAAAGAAGAAAAAACAAAAAGAAAAAGAAAAGAGGGUAAAAACAGUUGGUGGUAGUAAUUAUGAAGCUUCUGUAUAUAACAGCUACGUCACUCAUGAACAGAAACGUAUAUCUUAGAUGAGUUUUGGUGCAUGAUUCUGACUAA
Molecule: messenger RNA, 2309 nt
Organism: Diospyros lotus (date-plum)
Lineage: Eukaryota; Viridiplantae; Streptophyta; Magnoliopsida; Ericales; Ebenaceae
Exons: 9
Coding region: 66-2033 (655 amino acids)
Molecular function (GO): protein binding
Source: RefSeq, a predicted model, not a curated record